UCUCUCUCUCCAAAUCGUAAUAAAUAAAUAAAUUUCACACACACAACAUUAUGAUCCAAUACCAGCUAGUUUUAAACAAUAAAUUAAAUAAAGAAGAAGUGCAGCAUGGAAAGAAAGGGUUCGCCCUACGUGAUCGAGAUCACCGUUAUUUCCGCCGAGGCUUUGCGGCUGACCAAAAAUCAGCCCGUAAAGAAGAACUCCUACGUCGUCCUAAGAUCCGACCCGUUUAACUCCCGGACUACGGGUACGGAUCGCGAGGGCGGGAGCUACCCUGCAUGGAACGAGAAGCUGCUGAUGGAGCUGCCCGCUAACUCUCGUUUCCUAACGGUCGAGGCCCAUUCGGGCAGUAGGCUCGUGGGGGCAGCAAGCAUACCCGUCUCCGACUUCGCGGGCGGCUUCCUGCCCGUUAACUAUUUGAGCUUCUUGAGUUAUAGGUUGAGGGACGCUCAUGGCGCCAAGAAUGGGAUACUCAACCUCUCCGUCAAGGUCAUAGGCCGCCCCACCCCCGCCGUAGGCUGCGCCGCCAGUUGUUCCGGCGGCCCGUGGUCAGGAGUCCCGGUGGUCGAUAGAAACGUCGCCGGUCAUGGGAUUGUAACUGGGAUUCCAGUUUCUUAUAGAUAUUAAUUUUCUUAAAAUUCAAGUUUGUGAAAUGAUUUAAUGUUGUGUAUAUAUAUCAAGAAUAUUUGGAUAUAAUUUGGGCGUGACUAGUUCAUAAUUCAUAAAUAUGGUGAUUAUUCAUUAGGGAGGAAAUCGGAUAAGUAGGCCGAUGGUGGGUUUAUUUUUAUUAUAAUGAUGGAUAUGGUUGUAAAUUUCCAAAUCAUGAAUUGCACAUAUCUUACUAAUAGUAUAUCUUCUCGUGGAAUGGAA
This is a messenger RNA of Salvia splendens (bonfire salvia), 867 nucleotides long. RefSeq names its product BON1-associated protein 2. The coding region runs from base 106 to 624 and encodes 172 amino acids. NCBI's taxonomy places the organism in Eukaryota, Viridiplantae, Streptophyta, Magnoliopsida, Lamiales, Lamiaceae. Gene Ontology annotation, biological process: defense response. The record is from RefSeq and is a predicted model, not a curated record. The transcript has a single exon.